AUGUCGUGCCCCAAGCUGCUCUCCCUGAGAUGCCUUCUUCUGGGUCUGGUCAGACUUUCCAGCGCUGUCAUUCUUCGAGAUCCAGCCACCAUAAAUCGCACGUACGACUAUGUUGUAGCAGGAGGGGGCCUCACUGGGCUGGUAGUUGCCAACCGUCUGACCGAAGACCCAAACACCUCGGUGCUCGUUAUCGAGUACGGGGAUUUCGAUGAUAGCUGGGAUGUUGCAAUCCCGUACAAUGCUAGGUUCCUUCACACAGAAGACCUUUUCAACAUCCCUUCAGUUCCUCAAAAAGGCCUUGGCAAUAGAUCAUUCGGUGUGUACCUGGGCAAGACGGUUGGCGGCGGAUCGACUGUCAACGGAAUGGCUCUAUCAAGAGGCGCCCGUACAGAUUAUGAUGCCUGGGAAGCUCUCGGGAACCCAGGUUGGGGCUGGGAGAGUAUGUUCGAGUACUUCAAGAAAUCAUCAACUCUGACAUACCCCAGUUCCGAGCUUGUCGACAAGUAUGACUACGUUGUCAGUCCAGACGGGUAUGGUCAGGGUCCUAUGCAAGCAGGUUUCCCCCGCUGGCAGUUCCCUGCUCUAUAUAACUUCAUCGACGCGUGGACAAAGGACAUCGGAGUCCAAUAUCGCACGGACGGGGAUACGAAUGGAGAGAAUCUUGGUAUGGCGUGGAAGCCGAUCGACAUCGAUCCUGUGAAUGUUACCAGGUCCUCGGCACGAAAAGCUUACUACGAUCCAGCCAGUGGCAGACCCAAUCUGGACAUCCUUGUUGGCAGCUAUGUUGCAACACUUGCCACCGGGCCUGGAGCAUCUGUUACGGGUGUGAACGUGGCUCGUGUGAACAGUACUUCGAACGAACACAAAUACCUGCGCUCUGCUUUGCUGGAACCUCUCGGCAUUGACAUUAUUGCGGACCUACCCGGCGUAGGUGCAAACUUCCAAGAUCAUCCGACAAAUAUCGGAUUCGCUUUCCAAUUUGUGAAUGAACCAAGCCUCAACCCUAAUCUCUACAACGACGCCUCAUUUUUCAACGCGUCUUGGAACGAGUACAUGGCCAACAGGACUGGGCCUCUGACGUGGGCUUUUGGCAACAACAGGGUCGUCUUGUCUCUGCAGAAUCUCACCAGCGAUUACAAAGAAUUGAUCGACGAAUUUCUUCAUGAUAACGACACCAGUCGUUAUCUUGACGAUUGGUACAAGCAGGACUCGACCCUCGAGGCAGGCUACAAGCUUCAACACCAAGUCCUGUCUCGUAUUAUAUCUGAGCAGCACGGCAGUGUGACGGAGAACACGUUCGGCGGUGCCGCUGGCGCUGCCUUCGUUGUUAUUAAGCCAUUCUCCCGCGGGACAGUCCUCAUCAAUUCUACCGACACAGAUCCUAUCCUCGGGGCGCCGCUGGUAGAUUAUCAGGCCCUAACACACCCAUUGGAUACCAAGAUUGCCAUCGAGGGGCUCAGAAUGGCUCGUCGGCUCUUGUCGGCGCCUUCUUUGGCUCCUCUUCAGCCAAUAGAGACCGUGCCUGGAGCCAAUGUCACAACUGACGAGCAGAUAGAGGCAGCAAUUAGGACCUCACUCUACCGUCCUGCCAAUGCCCACCCUUGCUGCACAGCGGCAAUGAUGCCUUUGGAGCUGGGAGGAGUCGUUGACCCACAGUUACGGGUCUAUGGUGUCCGAGGACUGAGGAUUGUAGAUGCUAGCAUCUUGCCUCUCAUUCCUUCUGCUCAUACACAGGAAACCAUGUAUGCUGUUGCGGAAAAGGCAGCUGACAUUAUCAAGGGUGUCAGUGGCAAUUAG
Diaporthe citri is the source of this 1797-nucleotide messenger RNA. RefSeq lists its product as uncharacterized. Lineage: Eukaryota; Fungi; Ascomycota; Sordariomycetes; Diaporthales; Diaporthaceae. The record is from RefSeq and is a predicted model, not a curated record. Bases 1 to 1797 code for a protein of 598 amino acids. Gene Ontology annotation, biological process: secondary metabolite biosynthetic process. The transcript is spliced from 7 exons. Gene Ontology annotation, molecular function: flavin adenine dinucleotide binding; oxidoreductase activity, acting on CH-OH group of donors.